This is a messenger RNA of Nezara viridula (southern green stink bug), 2978 nucleotides long. NCBI's taxonomy places the organism in Eukaryota, Metazoa, Arthropoda, Insecta, Hemiptera, Pentatomidae. The record is from the annotation of a GenBank genome assembly.
UCCUCAGUGUGUGAGAGGUCUUUCGUGUAUUUCCUCCAGGCUGCAAUUCACCGCGUCGCGUGUGAAGGCAGUUCAAGUCCGUUUGGAUAUCAACACAUUCUUCUCUACGUGGUAUGAGGAAGGAUUUCAUUCGUAGGAUAAGACAUACAUCAUCCAACCAUUUUGCGGAAAACCUACUCCAUAUUCUAGUUUUAUAAUGUGCCCUACCAGCUUUACCAUGGGAACCAAAGGAAAUAUAGAAAAUAUCUUGCCAUUAAGUGGCUCUGGCCACUUUGUGCCUCUCGUUGUUGUACUGGUAGGAUUACCAGCCAGAGGAAAAACGGUUUUAGCUCACAAAUUAGAACGGUAUUUGAACUGGAAUGGCCAUCAAACCAGAGUUUUCAGCGUUAGCUCGUACAGAAAGAAACAUGAGAGCCAACUUUUUAAAAGCAGAGACAUUAUGUGCCCUAUUGAUUCAAAAACAGCAGAAAUAAGGAAUGCUUAUAUUCAUGAAGCUAUUAAUGACACUCAAAGAUGGCUCAAUGUUGGAGGUGACAUUGCUAUUUUAGAUGGAACCCAUCCCACUUUUGAAAUUCGUCAAUUACUUCAUGAUUUUUUUGUAAAACAGUUAUCUUAUAAAAUCCUCUUCAUUGAAUGCAUUCUGGAUGAUGCAAAGCUUAUUGAAGAAAACAUAAAGGAAACCGCUCAACUUAGCGAAGAUUACAGACACUUGGAAUUUUCUACUGCAGUGAAUGAAAUAAAUGAAAAAAUUGAUAUGUUUUCCUCUGUAUAUAAGCCAAUAUGUCCGAGAUCAGAAUCAUCUUAUAGUUACAUCAAAUUUAAUAAUGCUGGUGAGAACAUCAAUGUUCGCAGGUUGGAUGGACCAUACCAGACAAAAGUAUUAGGCUUUGUAUCUUGUUUCCGUCCAAUAAGAAAAACACUGUAUUUUUCUAGACAUGGAGAAAGCGAGUAUAACCUCUUGGGCCGAAUCGGAGGCGAUACAUCAUUAUCAGCACGUGGGAAGCAUUAUGCAUCAUUAUUAGCUAAUUACUUUAACAGUGCAAAAGUUGAUUAUCUCAGAGUCUGGACCAGUGAGAAAAAGAGGACGAAGCAAACAGCAGAAGGAAUUCAAGCUCCAAUUGAGAACCUAAUUCCUCUUAAUGAGUUGGAUGCUGGAAUUUGUGAAGGCAUGAGUUAUGAAGAAAUGCAAGAUAAAUUUCCACAAGAAUUCGCUUGGAGGGACCAGGAUAAGUUAAGGUAUAGAUACCCCUGGGGUGAAUCGUAUCUUGACAUUAUGUCUCGACUGGAGCCAGUAUUGCUGGAAUUGGAAAGAGAAGAUUCUGUACUUGUUAUCAGUCACCAGGCUGUGCUUAGAUGUAUUAUUGGAUACUUCUUAAAUUCAGACCCAGAAAAGCUGCCUUAUUUAAACGUACCUCUGCAUACUGUAAUCAAGCUGACAACCAAAGGAUAUGAUUUUGAGGUGGAGUACAUCAAAUUUAAUGUUGAUUGUGUCAACACUUAUAGGAAACAACCUGAGGUAUGUACAAAAUCUGUUCAUGAAAACAUCUAAUAAGUAAAAUACUGGAAAAGUACAAAUUCAUUUACAUGUUUCUUUCUUUGGCAGAACUGUUCAGCAGAUCGCAGUAUGGAAGAUAUUCAACUAACUAUACCCGCACAUUUUGAUUCGACGGAUGUUCGGAUAGGGGAUUCAUUUGUCACUGCUUAGUAAUAUAAGCCUACAAAAGAUGAAGUUAACUGUUGGAAUAACAGUUAAAGUUGUUGUUGCCUACAGCAAACUUUUAUCUGUUGUAAAUGUAAAUGUUUUAGUAAUGUGCAUUUAACAAAUGUUUUUGAAGGGUAAUUUCUACUUAGCCCUAACAGUUAAAGUGAAUUUCUAAUGUGCCCCCUAAUUCACUUAGUGAUUAAUGGAAAGUUGAAAGUGGCACCUCAGUUAAGAAAAGUCUGUGAACUGUUGAGGUUAUAUAUUGAAAACCACAGUAUACUUGGUUAUGUGCAGUAUACAUAAGAUGAGACUGUUUAAAUCAUAUAAUUUUUUACAUCAUGUUUUCAGUAUUUAUUGUAAAGACUUUUAGAUUAUAUAUUAUUGUUAAACACAUGUAUAUUUUAUUAAAGAUAGAUUUUGUUAUUUUAUCAACUUGUUUUGUUAUUUUCCAUUUUUAUUCUGUAAAUUUCAGAGUGUUGUAUUUGAAACGAUCGUCGAAUUUCUCAAAAUAUGUUCAAAUUGUUUUUGGUAUGAUAGAAAUUAUCAUGAGUGUGAGUAAAAUUUUAUAAAAAAAUUAUUAUUACUUUUUUUAAUAAGAUGGGUACUUCACUAGCAGGCACUGAUUGCUAUCAGAAAAUGUUUAUAACCUGAACACUGAUAAUUCCGAUAAGGCAGUGAUAAGCCUUCUAAUAAUUUCUAUCUUCGUAUUAUUGAAAGUGUAUACAGAAACAAAAACAAAUGUAAUAACAAAAAAAAUACUUUUAUUUUACGACACGUAUAUUAAUGAAAUAAUAAAAAAAAUACUUAAAGAAGAUAUGUAUGUAUAAAAGAUCAAAAUGAAAUAAUAAAAAAACACUUAAAGAACAUAUGUACAUAUAAAAGAAAAAAUAUCAACACUAUAAACGACAUAUGUACAAUUUAUUUUCACUUUGUCUUAUUUAUUUUGGUAGGCAAAAUAGUUUUCUGCUAUUUAAAAUAGCAAGGAACGGGUCCUCUUCUUUUUAAUCCCGCCACCACAAAAAUUUGCAUAAAUAUGAAUUGAGGUGUUGUCUGGCAGUUCCUCUAUGUAUUUUAUUUCUCCACUUAGUUGAGCCCCAUAAUCGUUCUAUGUCUUGAGUAUGAACCCCAGUUGAUGGAUGUUCAAAAUUAUACCUGUGAUUCACUUGGAAAUGGUCAUCCUUUCCAACAGUCCGAAUAAAUGGCCCUUCCCUCUUCUAUAUUGUCUUUAAUUGCUUGUAAUAAGGUUGUUGCCUUUCAGUCAUUUAUUUUGACGAUG